Ilex paraguariensis (yerba mate) is the source of this 480-nucleotide messenger RNA. The record is from the annotation of a GenBank genome assembly. NCBI's taxonomy places the organism in Eukaryota, Viridiplantae, Streptophyta, Magnoliopsida, Aquifoliales, Aquifoliaceae.
AGUAUUAGAUAAAUACUUAUGUUACACCCGUCUCUAUCAGCGCAAGUUUUUAGAUGAGAUGGUGAUCAACAGUUUCUCUUUUCAUUUUGCUCCAUUUUUUAUUUUCUCCAUCUCAUUUUUUCAACCAUAUUCUUUCUUUGUGCGUGGUGAUCUACAUGUUGCUAAGUGUUGCAAUCUACUGCUAUUGCAGCAUAUUGUUUCCAAAUAUUCCAUUAAUUGUUCGAGGGAAUGCUUCUUUGCUUCUCUUACACUUUGGCCCUUUCUGGCCUGUGCCUUUUGGAUGUAUAUAUCCUUUGUUGCUUGUUGAUGGAAUAGCAUAACGUUGCCAUGCUGGAAAUUGGCUAAUUUUUGUUGCAUCAUUUUAUUAUCAGCCAUUUUUAGAAGAUAGCCCAAUGCUGUUGGUCCUAUUACCCGGGCCUUUGGAGAUGUUUUGAUUGCCAAGUUUCUCAUUCAACAAGGCUGAAUGGAUGGCUCCAGAAG